GUAAUCUGAAAAUGUUUUCAGCUCAAGUCUGUUAUUGGAUUUAAAAAUAGUUGAACUGAUGGUGACUCAGUGACGUUUUAGUUGAUUUUUUUUUUGUUUUGUUUUUUUGAGGCUGUUUUCUUGUGCAGGUGAGGCCCUAACGUGCUAUUUUCCGCAUCUUCACAUUUCUCUUAAGUGUACCAUAUGGUCACCCAGCAGGCAGCCUUCAGGACAAGAACACAAUGAGGGAAAUUCUGAAUCAUAAUAUUUCUCCUAAGAGGCAGGUAGGACCUAAAUGUGUCCUCAGACAGAAAUACCUUCUGUAAAAUGUAGAACAUCUGAAAUCAUGGAGGCGCCUUAGUCCAACAUCAGUUUUAUGGAUUUUGCUUAUUAAAUCAGGGUAAUGGACUUCGCUCAAGACCAGGAAAGUGAGCAGCCAACAAAAUAUAAAAUCAUUUUGAUAACUUCAGUUUUAAACAGAUGAUAAUGAAGAGUCAAAGCAUCAGCAGUAACAUGGACGGUCUGCUGAGACAGUCUCAGAUGGAGCUGCAGUGGAUCCAAAGACAGCUGGCUAUGAUCAGUGCCCGGAGCGUCCAUCCCCACCAUCAGCUGCACGCCAAGGGCAAGUCUAAAUACGAUGUUUCCUCUCAACAAGCUGCAGGACACUUUACAACCUGUAAUGUGAACCACUUUCGAUUGCUGGAGGAGAAGAACCAAGCUCUGAAGCAUGAAGUAGCCACUCUACGCCAGGAGAAACAACACUAUAGGAAACUGAAAGCAAAGCUCCAUGCUGCCUUGCAGGAGAAAAAUUGUCUGAACCUCAAGCUGGUUGACCACCACCUGAAGGCAUCCAAGUAUGAUCAGGUACGAUGUGACUACGAGCAGCUGAGACAAACCUUUGCUGUAGUGAGCCGGGAGCGAGACGUGGCCCAGCAGCAGAGGAAGCACCUCCAGCUCAAAGUAGAUGCUCUGGAACAGCGUCUGAAGCAUAUGCACGAAGCUUUUGAGCUAAAACAGCAGCUGCAGACAGAGCAUGAGCAAGCCUUGGUGGCCCUCCACGGCAAGCAGAGGGAGAUCAAUCAGCUGCAAAAGGCCUGGCUUCAAACUGACCAACAACAUGAGGAAGCAGUACACUUGUUAGAGGUCAAGCUUUGUGACCUGGAGCAGAAAUGCAGGUCACACAGUGAGCACUUCCACCAGCUGUCCAAUGAGCUGUUGAGCUUCUGCUUGCAUUCGGAGCCCAUUGAGAUCCUCGUACAGAGUCGUUCCACCCCAGCAUCCCGGAUCCUUUCCUCUCCUGAGGAGAAACUCUCAGAGGUCACUGCUGAAUUUGAAGUCAAUUCAAAGACAGGUGAUGAGAGUGCAGCAAACACUCCGCCACUGAUCUCCCGGUUUUUGCCCCGCCCCACGCAGACUGGAGACGGCGAGCCACCAGAACCGCUGUCUGUUAAACAUAGCACCGUGACAACGGACCGCUCCCGCAGCCCUCGAAMGCCUUCCCCAUCAGAGAUGGAGGAUGAGAUCAGCCCAUCACCCAGGUCCAAACCUCGCUACACAGGCCAGGUCCGCCUUUGCACUGCUCGUUACAGUUACAAUCCUUAUGAUGGACCUAACGAGCAUCCUGAAGCAGAGCUUCCUCUUGUGGCUGGAAAGUAUCUGUACGUGUACGGAGACAUGGAUGACGAUGGCUUCUAUGAAGGCGAGCUUCUGGAUGGCCAGAGAGGACUUGUUCCUUCCAACUUUGUGGAAUUUGUCCAAGACAAGGAAAAACCAAUUGGGGAGGGAGGGGAAGACAUAGGCCCUCUGGACCACACAACUCUGGCCCUGAUGACGGUGGAUGGAGGUGUCUCCCAGGAUAGCCUUCUAGGCUCGUCCGGUGCCCUGGUUCCGUGUAGCAACGGGACAGGGGGUCCUUUGGACCCCGAGGAUCUAGCUGAAGACGUUGUGCCUUACCCCCGUAAGAUAACCCAGAUCAAGCAGCUGGCACGGAGCGUUAUUGUGGCAUGGGAGCCUCCAGUAGUGCCUUUGGGUUGGGGAAACAUCUCUGGCUACAACGUGUUAGUGGACGGGGAGCUGCGGGCCAGUGUGCCGUACGGCGGCCGGACCAAGUGCUUGCUCGAGAAGCUGGACCUGGACGGCUGCAUCUACCGGGUGUCGGUGCAGAGCAUCACCGAUCGGGGCUUAUCAGACGAGCUGCGCUGCACCCUGCUGGUGGGGGCCAACGUGGUGGUGGCGCCUUGCGGUCUGCGAGUGGACGACAUCCAGCGUGACACUGCCGAACUCUCCUGGCUGCCGAGCAACAGUAACUACAGUCACACUGUGUAUUUAGAUGGGGCAGAGCAUGCAGUGGUAAAACCAGGAAGGUACAGACUACGCUUCAUCAACCUGAAGCCUCUGACGGUGUAUAAAGUGACGGUGGCGGCACAACCUCAUCAGGUACCCUGGCAGCUGCCCCUGGAGCAAAGAGAACGAAAAGAGGCUGGGGUAGAGUUUUGCACUCAGGCUGCAGGCCCACCGCUGCCUCCCCUCGAUGUUCAGGUGCUCUGUGGGCAAGCUCCAGGGGUCCUGCAGGUCCGCUGGAAGCCUCCCAUUCUCUCCCCCACAGGCACUUCUAAUGGGGCAAAUGUCAUUGGCUACGCAGUCUGCACCAAAGGACAAAGGAUAGCUGAGGUGUUGUUCCCAAUGGCAGACUACGUCACCAUUGAUCUGACGAGGAUUCAAUGCCUGGAGGCCAGAGAGGUCAUCGUUAAGACACUGUCAGUCCAGGGAGAAUCCCAGGACUCCCAAGUCGCCGUCAUUCCAAACAACCUGCUUGUGCCUCUACCCCCACUUCCCCUACCAGCGCCAAUGCACCCUCAUGUGGGACCCCCUCCUCACCCUCAGCCUCACCCUCAACCUCACCCUCAACCCCACCUCCCGUCUCCUCACCUUCCUCACCCUACACCCCAACUCCCUGCUCCACCUCAUUCUCAACCACUCCCACCUCAUCCUCAGCACCCCCAAGCCCAUCCAAGACUGCCACACCCAGGUAGACCCCCGCAUCCCCAACCCCAGCCUUUACAUCUUCAACCUCGCGCCCCCCACCAGGGUCCAAGGCCCCAGCACCGACUGCCUCUGCUGCCCCACCCCCACCCUAUACCUCAGAGACCAGUAAGUGCCAGAGACCUGGAUGCCAAAGAGCACACAGCUCACCACGGAAGAGCCAUCCCACCCGACCACCAGCCUGGCUGGGACCCGACGCGAUCUCCGUCGCAGCCUCCCGUGCCCAUGCCGGGCCACACUCUGGAGCCCCCGCCCCCUCCCAACCUGCGCUCACCCUCCCCUCAGAGGAUUCUUCCUCAGCCCCAGGGCACGCUCAUUCCAGACACCGUGGCCAAAGCCAUUGCUCGAGAAGCAGCACAAAGAGUGGCAGCAGAAAGUGGCAAGGGAGACAGACGGCAGGGCAGAUAUGUAGAGCAGGGUCGUUCAUUUCACCAGCACCCCUCUGACGAGGAAGAGGAGGAUGAGGAAGGCUUUGCUCGUGGCCGUCGGAGAGGACCUUCAGUUGAUGAGUUUCUGAGGGGCUCGGAGUUGGGGAGGCCGCCUCACUAUAGUCACAAUGAAGAGUAUCACAGCGAGAGCAGCCGGGGCUCUGACCUGUCUGACAUCAUGGAAGAGGAUGAGGAGGAGCUGUACUCUGAGAUGCAGCUGGAAGAGGGGGGACGGCGACGCAACUCGCACAACACUCCCAAGGACCAUACGACGAGUAACAGCUUCAUUUUAAAACUGCAGUAUCUUCCAUUGGCUUGUAUGUGUUUCAAUACAAACAGUCCUGCUGGUGGCCACCACGAUCGGGACGGUGGGAGACGGAYUCAUUCCCAUCUUAAGAGGCGGCCUCUAAUGGUCCCCUCUAUUGAUGGCUACAGGAAUCGGGACCGCCGUUCUCCUACGUACUAUGACGAGUCAGAACCUGAGGAGCACUUUCGGAUCUUUGUGGCCCUCUUCGACUACGAUCCUCUGUCUAUGUCCCCCAAUCCUGACGCAGCUGAUGAGGAGCUUCCAUUCAAAGAGGGGCAAAUCAUUAAGGUGUACGGUGAUAAGGACCUGGACGGGUUUUACAGAGGAGAAGUGAAAGGCAGGAUGGGGCUGAUACCCUGUAACAUGGUGUCAGAGAUACGAGCAGAUGACGAUGAGACCAUGGAUCACCUCAUCAAACAGGGCUUUCUGCCACUCAGCACCCCGGUGGACAAAAUAGAACAGAACCGAAGAGGUCUCCGUCGAGAUCAGGCAUCGAGGAGGAUGGUGGCACUGUACGACUACGACCCCAGGGAGAGCUCUCCUAAUGUUGAUGUUGAGGCUGAGCUGACGUUCUGUACUGGUGACAUCAUUGCUGUGUUUGGUGACAUUGACGAAGAUGGAUUUUAUUAUGGUGAGCUCAACGGCCAUCGCGGUCUGGUUCCCUCUAACUUCCUGGAAGAAGUGCCUGAUGACGUGGAGGUGUAUCUGACCGACACCCCGUCCCACUACCCCCAGGAAGAGCCCACCAACCGGCCCCCUGUCAACUCUGCUGCCGCCGUGUCGGAGGGAAAACGGGUUACCACAGAAACCUCUGACACGGCCAACAACAUCAGCAAGCCCGUCCGAGCCCCUUCCCCGAUCGUUCGACCCCUGCUUCCGGGAACKAUGAGACCUCUCAGUCCGCCGAGGGGUCCUCACAUCCCGCUAGACCCCAGGGACCCUCAAGAUCUCAAGAAGAAAAAAGGAAUACUUUCUAAGGGAAAGAAACUGCUUAAGAGACUUUCUCCAGUUAAAUGAAAAACAACAUAAUAAACAUUAAUGUACAAUUAUUCUACCUGUGGGGCUCUGUAUAUAGCAUCCAUACAAUCAGCUCUGAUCUAACAGCACAUGACAGAGUGGACAUUUGUCUCCUGGACUGUUUGAGCCUGACAAGUGAUUUGAUUGUGUCCGUAACGGUACAUUAUUUUUGUACAGUGCAGUUCCAAAAUGAAGAGUGAAGUCACAUGCAGACACAAACACAUUUUCCUGCAAUGUCUUUAAAAACUGAUUAAAGAAAAAAAAAAACUAGGAUUUUCAUGACAUAAACUUUUUUUUCAGGUAGAAUAAACUUUACAGUUGUUUGAAGCUGGAAAACAAAACUUUUCUUAGCAAAAGAACAUCAAGUUUUWUGAAGGCAUCAUUUUCUCCUGAGAAAAUCUCAACUAGAAAACACUGUUAUGAAGCAUUCUGUGAAGCAAUGCUGGCUGCUAACUAGAAUCUUUUAUUCAGUGCAAUAUUAUAGAGAGAUGGUAGCAUUGAGUUGGAAGAAACAAAUUUUCACUUGCUGGUUUUCAGAUUAGUGACGUGGUUUUGGGUUAUGAAAGAAUUAACCCAGACUUCAGAGAAGAUGGGUUUCAGGGCAUUAAAACACCGGGUGAGCUCAGCUGUCUCAGUGGCCUUUACGAAAACAUGAUGAGCACGACAUUCCUCAUUUGACGACAAGACUAACUUACAACGGGUUUUUGUUUCAUAACGGGUCGCCUGUGCUUUGACAUUUUUAGGAAAGAAAUUAGAUCAGUAAUGGUCAUUGUCUUUGCUGUGAAACUGUCAUGAAACGCCUAGUUCAAGACAAAAAAUGCGYGUCUAUCCACUGAUUGCACAAUUUUGAUUGGUCUGAAAACUGGCUAAGGACAUACUUGGUGUGCCUGUGUGUAAGUGAUGCAUUUCUGUUUUGCACUUUCAUAAAUCUUGUAAACUUUUGUUCUGUUUCUGAAAGAGAGGCRAUCUUGUUCUUGGUCUUGUGAUAUAUGGUGAUGUGCUGCUACUUCCAUUGACUGCACUGUGUAGUUCGGUUGUCUCACACAGAUAUWCAGUUAGUGAGACAUGAUGAAGACAAAUGAAAACUUCAAAUCUAAAAUACUGAAGCAUGAAUUGUUCUCUGAUUUUGUCCGAAAAUGUCUGUAGAAAAAUAUUAACUCAUUUACUUGGGUUUURGUUUUGCUUGGAUUUAUGUUCUAUUUGCACUUAAAGUACAUAAGGACUAUACUAUUUUACAUGUUAAACAGCUUAUACAUGAUUAUCAUGGAGGGAUUUGUCAAAAAACAGGUUUCACUUUCAUUCCUAUGRUCUUGAAUGAUUUAAAACGUUGAAAUAAAUACAUAGAUGAAGAUAAAGGAAACUGAUCMGAUCAGUUGUGCCACCUCAAUUAGUCAAACUCUUAGUGAGUUGUGAUAAUUUAGGUAGACACAUUUUAAGUUAGAUUUGGUUUCUUAUAUUUGUAUAACCUUCUGUCAUCUCAUUUUCAAAUUCACUAACAAAAUAACUUAGUGUUGCAACAAGGUCAAUUGGUAAAUAAAAUGCAUCAUAUUUGUAUCAAAUUGACAUGUGGAGAAAAAGAAAAAAAAUUCUUGUUUCUACCUUUAGUUGUAAAGACAGAAAGACACAAAACUGUUAUCUCUUUGAGAGAAUUAUUCAGAACUGUAAUUUCCCUUCAUGGGAUCAAUAAAGUAUCAUUCAAGUUGCUUGAAAUUCUAAACGAAUCGCUACAAUUUUGUGUUAGAGAAAAAUAUAGAAGUGCUCAAAAAUUCAACUAUAUUCAUGAUGAUAAGUAUGACUCAUAGCUUCAAUCAUCUCAUUAGUUUCUUAGUUUCAKAUGUUCAUUAUGUCCAGUUUAUCUUCAGUUGUUUGUUUGCAGUAUGUUUAUUGUAUACAACAGGGUUUAUCUCCUCAUACUUUAUUAAUACUCUGAAUGAGGAUAGAGGGUUGCCAAAACCAAAAUCGAGAAAAGUAUGGCUGACAACAAGUUUACUUUUCAUUUCUUUCUUUUCCAAAGCUGUUCAUGUAAAKUUUCUCGUCCUGUUGGUCUCGAUUCUGAAACAAGGUGUUUAUAAAACCAAAAGAUUCACCUCUGAAUGAGUGUUGUGUCUGCAAACACUGUAGCUCUUUUGUACUUUGAUCCAUUUGUAGAUAAUUUAUAAAAAAAUGUUUCUACUUGAUUUUACGACAGCCUUUUUUAAUUGCACUGAUAYGUCUGUUCUCUCCCUGUAUAAAAGGUGGCAAGCAUUCUCCAUAGUGUCCUUUGAAAUCACAUGUAUCGGUCCACCGUAUGUGCUUGCUUUGUGAAUCACAUUUUAAAAAGAAGAAAUGAAAAAUGUAUUAGAUGGUAUUUAUGAUAAUUAAAUAUGUGUGAGUGUAUGUGUGAAAAAAUACAACUUUUAUAACCAAAUUAAAUUUAAUAUUUUUCAGAAAA
Molecule: messenger RNA, 7204 nt
Organism: Austrofundulus limnaeus
Lineage: Eukaryota; Metazoa; Chordata; Actinopteri; Cyprinodontiformes; Rivulidae
Gene: rimbp2a
Product: RIMS binding protein 2a
Exons: 24
Coding region: 460-4773 (1437 amino acids)
Biological process (GO): neuromuscular synaptic transmission
Molecular function (GO): protein binding
Source: RefSeq, a predicted model, not a curated record